CCGCGCGGGGUCCGCCGCCCGCCCGCCCGCGCGCCCGCGCGCCCGCCCGCACCGAACCCCAACCCCGCCGCGGCCGCCCGGCCGCGCCGCGCCGCGCCUGCGCCUCCCGGCCCGGGGAAGAGGACCCCGCGACCUGGGGCGCUCGCCCGCCGGGGACCCCGGGUCUCCGGCCCGCCCGUCCGCCCGCCCUCCUCUUUCUCCGGGCAUCGUCCGCCCCCUCCCGCCCCCCUCCCACCUCAGCGCCUCCCGGGAUCCGCGCCGACCCCCUCUCCGCUCGUCCCCCCCAACUCCGCCCCUCCCCACCUUCAGCUCCCCCGCGGCUCGGACCGGCAGGAUGUACCCCCAGGGAAGGCACCCGACCCCGCUCCAGUCCGGCCAGCCCUUCAAGUUCUCGAUCUUGGAGAUUUGCGACCGCAUCAAAGAAGAAUUCCAGUUUCUUCAGGCUCAGUACCACAGCCUGAAACUGGAAUGCGAGAAGCUGGCCAGUGAGAAGACGGAGAUGCAGCGACACUAUGUCAUGUACUACGAGAUGUCCUACGGACUGAACAUUGAGAUGCACAAACAGGCCGAGAUCGUUAAGCGGCUCAGUGGAAUCUGCGCCCAGAUUAUUCCCUUCCUCACCCAGGAGCACCAACAGCAGGUGCUGCAGGCGGUGGAGCGGGCCAAGCAGGUGACGGUGGGCGAGCUGAACAGCCUCAUUGGGCAGCAGCAGUUCCAGCCCUUAUCCCAUCAUGCCCCACCCGUGCCCCUCACCCCGCGGCCAGCCGGGCUGGUGGGGGGCAGCGCCACCGGGCUGCUUGCUCUGUCGGGAGCCCUGGCCGCCCAGGCCCAGCUAGCAGCAGCAGCAAAAGAGGAUCGCACAGGUGUUGAUGCCGAGGGACCCAGAGUGGAGAGAGCUGUAAGCAGGAGUGCGUCCCCCUCGCCCCCCGAGAGCCUGGUAGAAGAGGAGCGACCCAGUGGCCCGGGAAGCAAUGGAAAGCCGAGGGCCGAGGACAAGGAAUUAUCUGUACCUUACGAAAGCGAUGAGGACAAAAGCGACUACAACCUGGUGGUGGAUGAGGACCAGCCCUCAGAGCCCCCCAGCCCGGCCACCACCCCAUGUGGGAAGGCGCCCAUCUGUGUCCCUGCUCGACGGGACCUCGUGGACAGCCCAGCCUCCCUGGCCUCUAGCCUGGGCUCACCGCUCCCUAGAGGCAAAGAGAUUGGCCUGAACGACCUUCCCACUGGUACUUCUGCUUGCAAGUCCUCUGACUCCUCCCCACCCCAGGACGCCCCCACACCCGGGCCCAGCUCCACCAGCCACCUCUGCCAGCUAGCUGCCAAGCCCGCACCUUCCACAGACAGCAUCGCCCUGAGGAGCCCCCUGACUCUGUCCAGCCCCUUCACCACGUCCUUCAGCCUGGCCUCCCACAGCACCCUCAAUGGGGACCUCUCCAUGCCUAGCUCCUACGUCAGCCUCCACCUGUCCCCCCAAGUCAGCAGCUCCGUGGUCUAUGGACGCUCCCCCAUGAUGGUGUUUGAGUCACACCCCCAUCUCCGGGGGUCAUCCAUCUCCUCCUCCCUGCCCAGCAUCCCCGGUGGAAAGCCGGCCUAUUCCUUCCACGUGUCCGCCGAUGGCCAGAUGCAGCCGGUGCCCUUCCCCUCGGACGCGCUGGUGGGCACGGGCAUCCCACGGCACGCGCGCCAGCUGCACACGCUGGCGCAUGGCGAGGUGGUCUGUGCUGUCACCAUCAGUGGCUCCACGCAGCAUGUGUACACGGGCGGCAAGGGCUGCGUGAAGGUGUGGGACGUGGGCCAGCCCGGCACCAAGACCCCCGUGGCCCAGCUGGACUGCCUGAACCGGGACAACUACAUUCGCUCCUGCAAACUGCUGCCCGACGGCCGCAGCCUAAUCGUGGGCGGGGAGGCCAGCACCCUGUCCAUCUGGGACCUGGCAGCACCCACACCCCGCAUCAAGGCCGAGCUGACCUCCUCGGCCCCGGCCUGCUAUGCCCUGGCCGUCAGCCCCGACGCCAAGGUCUGCUUUUCCUGCUGCAGCGACGGCAACAUUGUAGUGUGGGACCUGCAGAACCAGACCAUGGUCAGGCAGUUCCAGGGCCACACCGAUGGGGCCAGCUGCAUCGACAUUUCUGACUAUGGCACCCGGCUGUGGACAGGAGGCCUGGACAGCACCGUGCGCUGCUGGGACCUGCGCGAGGGCCGCCAGCUCCAACAGCACAACUUCAGUUCCCAGAUCUUCUCCCUUGGCCACUGUCCCAACCAGGACUGGCUGGCCGUGGGCAUGGAGAGCAGCAACGUGGAGGUGCUACACGUGCGCAAGCCCGAGAAGUACCAGCUACACCUGCACGACAGCUGCGUGCUCUCGCUCAAGUUCGCCUCCUGCGGGCGCUGGUUUGUAAGUACUGGCAAGGACAACCUGCUGAACGCCUGGAGGACACCCUACGGAGCCAGCAUCUUUCAGUCCAAGGAGUCGUCCUCUGUGUUGAGCUGCGACAUCUCCAAGAACAACAAAUACAUCGUGACGGGCUCCGGGGACAAGAAAGCCACCGUGUACGAGGUGGUGUACUGAGACCGCCUCCCCCUGCGCCCCGCCUGACUCCCAGGGUGCCCAGGAUGGGGAGCUCGGUGUCAACCCUGUGCCGGCUGGUGACCGGCUGUCCCUGCCGAGGUGGGGUGGGGCGGGGCUCUGGGAAUAAACGUUCUCCUCACACCU
This is a messenger RNA of Perognathus longimembris pacificus (Pacific pocket mouse), 2713 nucleotides long. RefSeq names its product TLE family member 2, transcriptional corepressor (gene Tle2). Gene Ontology annotation, biological process: negative regulation of canonical Wnt signaling pathway; regulation of DNA-templated transcription. Gene Ontology annotation, cellular component: transcription regulator complex; nucleus. Gene Ontology annotation, molecular function: transcription corepressor activity; protein binding. The record is from RefSeq and is a predicted model, not a curated record. NCBI's taxonomy places the organism in Eukaryota, Metazoa, Chordata, Mammalia, Rodentia, Heteromyidae. Bases 335 to 2569 code for a protein of 744 amino acids. The transcript is spliced from 20 exons.